GUGGUCACGUGACGCGCUCCAACAUGGCGGCGCCGUGGGGCCGCGGCGUCGCUUCCUGACGGGGUGGUGCGGAUGGACGCGGCGGGUGCCGGCCGGGACGCGGGGCCCGCAGCCUCGUUGGGUCGCUCGCUCGUGCCGCCCGCCCGCGGGGCUGCCAGCCCCCGCCGGGCUGGGGCCAUGCAGGAGAGCCAGACCAAGAGCAUGUUCGUGUCCCGGGCCCUGGAGAAGAUCCUAGCCGACAAGGAGGUGAAGCGGCCCCAGCACUCCCAGCUGCGCAGGGCCUGCCAGGUGGCGCUCGAUGAAAUUAAAGCAGAAAUAGAAAAGCAGAGGCUUGGCACCGCUGCACCACCAAAGGCAAACUUCAUUGAAGCUGACAAGUAUUUCCUUCCAUUUGAGCUAGCUUGCCAGUCCAAGUCCCCACGGGUGGUCAGCACGUCCCUCGACUGCUUGCAGAAACUCAUCGCAUAUGGGCACAUCACUGGCAACGCCCCAGACAGUGGAGCUCCAGGGAAGCGGCUGAUUGACAGGAUCGUUGAAACCAUUUGCAAUUGUUUUCAGGGCCCUCAGACUGAUGAAGGAGUCCAGUUACAAAUAAUUAAGGCUCUUCUGACUGCAGUGACAUCCCCGCAUAUUGAAAUUCAUGAGGGCACUAUCCUACAGACGGUUAGGACGUGUUACAACAUCUAUUUGGCCAGCAAAAAUCUCAUCAAUCAAACCACUGCCAAGGCCACCCUCACUCAGAUGCUGAAUGUCAUUUUCACCCGCAUGGAAAACCAAGUGUUGCAGGAGGCCAGAGAAUUGGAAAAAACAGCCCAGUCAAAACCCCAGUCCCCUGUGAUCCAAGCUGCAGCAGGGUCCCCAAAGUUCAGUCAUUUGAAGCAGAGCCAGGCACAAAGCAAACCAACAACUCCGGAAAAGACAGAUUUAAUCAACAGUGAACAUACCAGGAGUCAUUCUGGAAAAAUGAGCUCAGAGGACGGAGACGCACCCAGAGAGAGAGGCUCAUCGCUCUCAGGGGCUGAUGAUGGAGCCCAGGAGGUGGUGAAGGAGAUCUUAGAAGAUGUGGUCACCUCUGCUGUUAAAGAAGCAGCACAAAAGCACAGCCUGGCAGACCCUGAGAGGGCCCUUGGCGAACUGGAAGGCCAGGAAUGUGCUAUCCCACCAGCAGUGGACGAAAAUUCACAGACCAAUGGGAUAGCAGAUGACAGGCAGUCCUUGUCGUCAGCGGAUAACCUGGAAUCAGACACACAAGGACAUCAAGUGGUUGCUAGGUUCUCUCACAUCCUGCAGAAGGAUGCCUUCCUCGUGUUUCGCUCCCUUUGCAAGCUGUCCAUGAAACCGCUUGGUGAAGGGCCCCCAGAUCCGAGAUCCCACGAGCUGCGCUCCAAGGUGGUUUCCCUGCAGCUGCUCCUCUCCGUGUUGCAGAACGCUGGCCCCGUCUUCAGGACCCACGAGAUGUUCAUCAACGCGAUCAAGCAAUAUCUCUGUGUGGCGUUGUCCAAAAACGGCGUCUCUUCAGUGCCUGACGUCUUUGAGCUCUCUCUGGCCAUUUUUCUUACUCUUCUUUCAAACUUUAAAAUGCACUUGAAAAUGCAGAUAGAGGUAUUUUUCAAAGAGAUUUUCCUGAACAUUUUAGAAACAUCAACAAGUUCUUUUGAACACAGGUGGAUGGUCAUUCAGACUCUGACAAGGAUCUGCGCAGAUGCCCAAUGUGUUGUAGAUAUUUAUGUCAACUACGACUGUGAUUUAAAUGCUGCUAACAUUUUUGAGCGCCUCGUAAAUGAUUUAUCCAAAAUCGCUCAGGGAAGAAGUGGACAUGAGCUGGGAAUGACACCUCUUCAGGAGCUCAGUCUGAGGAAGAAAGGUCUGGAGUGCCUUGUUUCCAUUCUCAAGUGCAUGGUGGAGUGGAGCAAAGACCUGUAUGUGAACCCCAACCACCAGACCAACCUUGGUCAGGAGAGGCCCACAGAUCAGGAUAUGGGGGAUGGGAAAGGCCUUGACAUGGCGAGACGGUGCAGCGUGACGUCCAUGGAGUCCACGGUGUCCUCAGGGACCCAGACGACUGUCCAGGAUGAUCCGGAGCAGUUUGAGGUCAUCAAGCAACAAAAAGAGAUCAUUGAGCACGGCAUUGAGCUGUUCAACAAGAAACCGAAGAGAGGGAUCCAGUUUCUCCAGGAGCAGGGCAUGCUGGGAACAUCAGUUGAAGAGAUUGCCCAGUUCCUGCACCAGGAGGAGCGUCUAGAUUCUACCCAAGUAGGUGAUUUUCUGGGAGACAGCACAAAGUUCAACAAGGAGGUGAUGUAUGCCUAUGUGGACCAACUUGACUUCUGUGAGAAGGAGUUUGUCUCUGCCCUUCGGACAUUUCUAGAAGGCUUCCGCCUACCUGGGGAGGCCCAGAAGAUUGAUCGCUUAAUGGAGAAGUUUGCUGCAAGAUAUAUAGAGUGCAACCAGGGGCAAACUCUGUUUGCUAGUGCCGACACUGCGUACGUCCUAGCAUAUUCGAUUAUUAUGCUAACUACAGACUUGCACAGCCCUCAGGUAAAAAAUAAAAUGACAAAAGAACAGUAUAUUAAAAUGAAUCGAGGCAUCAAUGAUAGUAAAGAUCUACCGGAAGAAUAUCUCUCAAGCAUCUAUGAAGAGAUUGAAGGCAAGAAAAUUGCAAUGAAAGAAACAAAAGAGCACACGAUCGCAACCAAAUCUACUAAGCAAAGUGUAGCCAGUGAAAAGCAGCGGCGGCUGCUGUACAACUUGGAGAUGGAGCAAAUGGCUAAAACAGCCAAAGCUCUGAUGGAGGCUGUGAGCCACGCCAAAGCCCCAUUUACGAGUGCCACUCACUUGGACCACGUUCGGCCCAUGUUCAAACUGGUGUGGACACCGCUGUUGGCAGCCUACAGCAUCGGACUGCAGAACUGUGACGACACCGAGGUGGCCUCCCUGUGCUUGGAGGGCAUCCGGUGUGCGAUCCGGAUUGCCUGCAUCUUUGGCAUGCAGCUGGAGCGAGAUGCCUAUGUUCAGGCUCUUGCUCGCUUCUCCCUGCUGACGGCCAGCUCCAGCAUCACAGAAAUGAAGCAGAAGAACAUCGACACCAUAAAGACGCUUAUCACUGUGGCUCACACUGAUGGCAACUACCUGGGGAAUUCCUGGCACGAGAUCUUGAAAUGCAUCAGCCAGCUGGAGCUCGCUCAGCUCAUAGGAACCGGGGUGAAGACCCGCUACCUGUCUGGGUCUGGGCGUGAACGAGAAGGGAGCCUGAAGGGCCACACGCUGGCGGGAGAAGAGUUCAUGGGCCUUGGCCUCGGUAAUUUGGUGAGUGGUGGAGUGGACAAAAGACAGAUGGCCAGUUUCCAGGAAUCGGUUGGUGAGACCAGCUCGCAGAGUGUGGUCGUGGCUGUAGACAGAAUUUUUACUGGCUCUACUAGACUGGAUGGAAAUGCAAUAGUUGACUUUGUCCGCUGGCUGUGUGCCGUGUCCAUGGAUGAGCUGGCUUCCCCCCACCAUCCCCGCAUGUUCAGCUUGCAGAAGAUUGUGGAGAUAUCCUACUACAACAUGAAUAGGAUCCGACUGCAGUGGUCCCGGAUAUGGCAUGUGAUUGGAGAUCACUUCAAUAAGGUUGGCUGUAACCCUAAUGAAGACGUGGCUAUCUUUGCCGUUGACUCAUUAAGGCAACUCUCCAUGAAGUUUCUUGAGAAGGGAGAAUUAGCCAACUUCCGUUUCCAGAAGGAUUUUCUGAGGCCCUUUGAGCAUAUCAUGAAGAAAAACAGGUCACCAACUAUCCGGGACAUGGUGAUCCGCUGCAUCGCCCAGAUGGUUAACUCCCAGGCAGCCAACAUCCGCUCAGGUUGGAAGAACAUCUUUGCCGUGUUCCACCAGGCAGCCUCAGACCACGAUGGGAACAUCGUGGAGCUGGCCUUCCAGACCACAGGCCACAUCGUCACAACUAUUUUCCAGCACCAUUUCCCUGCAGCCAUCGAUUCCUUUCAGGACGCUGUGAAGUGCUUGUCGGAGUUCGCCUGCAACGCCGCUUUCCCGGACACCAGCAUGGAAGCCAUCCGGCUCAUCCGCUUCUGCGCGAAAUACGUCUCUGAGAGGCCUCGGGUGCUACAAGAAUACACAAGUGACGACAUGAAUGUGGCUCCUGGUGACAGAGUCUGGGUCCGAGGCUGGUUCCCCAUCCUGUUUGAGCUCUCCUGCAUCAUCAAUAGGUGCAAGCUAGAUGUGCGGACAAGAGGCCUCACAGUCAUGUUCGAGAUCAUGAAGAGCUAUGGCCACACCUUUGAAAAGCACUGGUGGCAGGACCUGUUCAGAAUCGUGUUCAGAAUUUUUGACAACAUGAAGCUGCCAGAGCAACAGUCGGAGAAAUCUGAGUGGAUGACAACAACUUGCAAUCACGCACUUUAUGCUAUUUGUGAUGUAUUUACCCAGUUUUAUGAAGCUUUGAAUGAAGUUCUUCUUUCUGAUAUAUUUGCACAGUUGCAGUGGUGUGUAAAACAAGAUAAUGAGCAGCUGGCGCGAUCAGGUACAAACUGCUUAGAAAACUUAGUAAUAUCCAAUGGAGAAAAAUUCAGCCCUGAUGUCUGGGAUAGAACAUGCAAUUGUAUGAUGGAUAUUUUCAAAACAACUAUCCCACAUGUUCUGCUGACAUGGAGGCCUGCAGGAAUGGAGGAGGAUUCAUCAGAAAAACACUUGGAUGUGGAUCUGGACCUCCAGUCUCUAAGCAGCAUGGAUAAAAACGCCUCUGAGAGAGGCCAGAGCCAGCUCUCCAACCCCACCGACGAGAGCUGGAAGGGUAGACCAUAUGCAAAUCAGAAACUGUUUGCCAGCCUCCUCAUCAAGUGUGUGGUCCAGCUGGAAUUGAUACAGACCAUUGACAACAUCGUGUUCUACCCUGCAACGAGCAAAAAGGAAGAUGCGGAGCACAUGGUCGCUGCCCAGCAAGACACGCUGGAUGCAGACAUCCACAUAGAGACGGAGGAUCGGGGCAUGUAUAAGUGCAUGUCUUCCCAGCACCUCUUCAAGCUGUUGGACUGCUUGCAGGAGUCCCAUUCAUUCUCGAAAGCCUUCAAUUCCAACUACGAGCAGCGGACUGUCCUGUGGCGAGCAGGUUUUAAGGGCAAGUCUAAACCCAAUCUUCUAAAACAAGAAACCAGCAGCCUGGCCUGUUGUCUGAGGAUCCUGUUUCGAAUGUAUGUUGAUGAGAACCGCAGGGAUUCCUGGGAAGAAAUACAGCAGCGACUUUUAAACGUGUGCAGUGAAGCUCUUGCCUACUUCAUCACGGUGAACUCGGAAAGCCACCGGGAGGCCUGGACCAGUCUCCUGCUGUUACUUCUAACAAAAACCCUCAAAAUAAAUGAUGAAAAGUUCAAAGCACAUGCUUCAAAGUACUACCCCUACUUGUGUGAAAUUAUGCAGUUUGACCUGAUUCCUGAGCUUCGAGCAGUUCUGCGGAAGUUCUUCCUACGGAUAGGUGUUGUGUUUAAGAUAUGGAUUCCAGAAGAGCCAUCACAGGUACCAGGGACCCUGUCACCAAUGUGGUAGCCCUGGCCCCUGCGGGCCCCUGCUGCUUCUCUGCAGAACGUCCACCAUGCCACCUCUGCCUGGCACGUCUCCUGAAGGGGCAGGUCAUCGAAACGAGUCAGCGCCUUGGAGCUCUGAAUGGUCUGGACAAAGAUGGCCUCUGCGUCGGUCCCAUCAGAGUCCCUGACGAGGGCGUGUGGUCCUUCACUAAAUGCAGUAGGCGGGGAGUCUGUUUCAUCUCUGUCAUUCCAUUUUACUGCUUGAACUGCCUGUCAGGCCCGCCGUUGCACAUGCCACUGUCCUCUUCUAGGAGGUCCCACAACUGCCCGUGAGUGUUUCGUCAGAGGAGGCUGCUCUCCUUGAAAAUACUGGACGUGGCUGUAUAGGUUCGUGAUUGUUAAAGAGUCUGUUAAUAAAAUUUCUUGUAACGGCUAAGUGCCACCUAAAAUAUGCUGGGUUUUUGUUGUUUGAGUGUGUUAAAGAAGUUUGAGUGUUUUUGUCAGUUGUGAGUCAGCGGUAGUUAGAGUAGUUUGGGGUAAGGUAGGGGACAAAAGGGUUUUUCUUUUCCCUGUUUUGUUUAUGUCUGAGUGAUUUUUAAAGUAUUUUACAAAAACAUAUUAUUGAAGAUUUGAUUAAAGGCAGAGUUUAGGAAGUAAGUUAGAAGAGCGAGCUUGCAAGGUUAAAGAAAAUGUAGUGCCUCCUGACUCUCCAUUUUAGGACCUGGGGGAGAAAAAGUCUACAGGAAAAAGGAAAAAAUUUAAUGAAGAUGAUUAGCCUUCCUUGAAGAAAGUAUUUGUGGUAGAUGGGUAUUAAAUUAAAAUUACCAGAAUACAUUGUCCAUCUCACACCCCCUGAAGUCGUAAUAUAUGACGUA
Pteronotus mesoamericanus is the source of this 6388-nucleotide messenger RNA. It is a transcript of the gene ARFGEF2, whose product is annotated as ADP ribosylation factor guanine nucleotide exchange factor 2. Gene Ontology annotation, molecular function: guanyl-nucleotide exchange factor activity. Bases 73 to 5535 code for a protein of 1820 amino acids. NCBI's taxonomy places the organism in Eukaryota, Metazoa, Chordata, Mammalia, Chiroptera, Mormoopidae. The transcript is spliced from 39 exons. Gene Ontology annotation, biological process: regulation of ARF protein signal transduction. The record is from RefSeq and is a predicted model, not a curated record.